This is a messenger RNA of Eucalyptus grandis, 2029 nucleotides long. RefSeq names its product protein HOTHEAD. The transcript is spliced from 5 exons. The coding region runs from base 181 to 1839 and encodes 552 amino acids. NCBI's taxonomy places the organism in Eukaryota, Viridiplantae, Streptophyta, Magnoliopsida, Myrtales, Myrtaceae. Gene Ontology annotation, molecular function: oxidoreductase activity, acting on CH-OH group of donors; flavin adenine dinucleotide binding. The record is from RefSeq and is a predicted model, not a curated record.
UCAUAUUGUCCGAGAACACUGAACUCCCUGAGAAAAAGUCACGAAGCAGGUUGAAGCUCUCGUUGACAUAGACGUCUCAGAGAAAGUAGGGUCUCCCAAGUUCUGCAAGAAGGGCGUGCUGUUCGGUGUUUCUAAGUACUUAAGCACUUAGCAACAGUCAACUGAAGUUUCAGCCUCAUCAUGGGUCUGCAAAGAUGGAGAUUGCUGUGUGCUUUUGCUGUGAUUUCCCUCUUCCAUGGCAUUUGCAACUCGGAGGAAGCUCCGGAUUACACGUUCCUUCACGAUGCGGUAUCGGCUCCCUCGGUUUCAUUCCAUGACUACAUUAUCAUCGGUGGAGGAACCUCUGGCUGCCCGCUAGCUGCCACGCUCUCCCAGGGAGCCACGGUUUUGGUCCUAGAAAGAGGGGGCUCCCCCUACGGCAACCGCAACAUCGAGAACAUGGCCAAUUUCGCCGCAAAUCUCGCGGACACUGGCCCGAAUUCGCCAUCCCAGCAAUUUGUGUCCGAGGAUGGCGUGCUCAACACGCGGGCAAGGGUCCUCGGUGGGGGGAGCGCGCUGAACGCCGGCUUCUAUACACGUGCAGGCAAGGACUAUGUGAAGGAGGCUGGCUGGGACGAGAAGCUGGUGGAGGAAUCGUAUGAGUGGGUGGAGAGGAAGGUGGCAUUCGAGCCACCGGUGCUGGGGUGGCAGUCAGCAGUGAGGGACGGGCUGAUUGAAGCCGGGGUGACGCCGGACAAUGGCUUUACGUACGAACAUCUGCUUGGUACAAAAAUUGGAGGCACCAUCUUUGACAGGAGCGGGCAUAGGCACACGGCGGCUAAUUUGCUGGAAUAUGCUCAGCCCAACAAUACCGUUGUCUACUUAUUUGCCAUUGUCCACAAGAUCUUGCUCAGUACGGUCGGGGAGAGAAGGCCAAGAGCAUAUGGAGUGAUCUUUGAAGAUAAAGCGGGACGAAUGCACGGGGCCUACUUGAGGAAGAAGGCAGGGAAUGAGAUCAUAGUGUCGGCAGGAGCGAUGGGAAGCCCGCAGGUGCUGAUGCUCAGCGGGAUUGGGCCGAUGCAACAUCUGAAGAACCACGGAAUCAAGGUCUUGCUGGACCAGCCGAUGGUCGGACAAGGGAUGGCCGAUAAUCCAAUGAAUGCCCUCUUUGUCCCCUCUCGCAGACCCGUUGAGGUAUCGCUCAUCCAAGUGGUGGGGAUCACUCGCUUCGGAAGCUACAUCGAGACCUCCAGUGGAUCUGGCUUUGGCUAUCAGACAGGGCGACCACGAACGAUGCCACCGCCGGUGAGUGGCUUCGUGAACACGUCUCUGCAAGGUGGAUUCAUCCUUGAGAAGAUAAAGGGUCCGAUCUCCAAAGGCCAUCUUGAGCUGCGAACAACCAACCCCAAGGACAAUCCCUCCGUCACCUUCAACUACUUCAAAGAACCUGAGGACUUGAGGAGGUGCGUCCAGGGCAUGAAGACCAUCAUCGACGUCCUCAACUCUCAAGCAAUGUCCAGCUUCCGCUAUGACGACAUACCUGUGGCGACUCUCAUUAGCAUGAUGGUGGGGUCACCCGUGAAUCUGAGGCCCCGCCACCUAACCGCCGCCAUCUCACUGGAACAGUUCUGUAUCGACACCGUGAUGACCAUUUGGCAUUAUCACGGAGGGUGUCAAGUUGGACGUGUGGUCGAUCGCGACUACAAGGUGAUCGGUGUGGAUGGUUUGAGAGUUGUUGAUGGUUCCACGUUCAACGCCUCUCCUGGGACAAAUCCUCAAGCCACUGUUAUGAUGCUCGGAAGAUAUAUGGGACAAAAGAUAUUGCAGGGGAGAGCUUCCAACGGGGUGAAAACCGUGUAAUAGAAUCGUGUCCAAUGCUGUUAACUCUUUCCUGAGACGACAUAAAAGUGACUUUGUGGAAGCAUAACUUAUGUACAUGUAUUUAGGGCUCCGAGAAGUCGUGUUCGAUCUGAGUCGUCCUUCAUACGAUGUUCAUAGGAAUAGAACAUCGAGCAAAUAAAAGACAGGACCUCUUCUUCUAGAGUUCCAA